Neomonachus schauinslandi (Hawaiian monk seal) is the source of this 1092-nucleotide messenger RNA. It is a transcript of the gene GPR62, whose product is annotated as G protein-coupled receptor 62. Gene Ontology annotation, cellular component: endosome; signaling receptor complex; plasma membrane. The transcript has a single exon. The record is from RefSeq and is a predicted model, not a curated record. NCBI's taxonomy places the organism in Eukaryota, Metazoa, Chordata, Mammalia, Carnivora, Phocidae. Gene Ontology annotation, molecular function: G protein-coupled receptor activity. Bases 1 to 1092 code for a protein of 363 amino acids. Gene Ontology annotation, biological process: G protein-coupled receptor signaling pathway.
AUGGCCAACACCACAGGGCCGAACACCUCAGAAGUCGCGGGCUCGGUGGGGUUGAUCCUGGCGGCCAUCGUGGAGGCAGCAGCACUGCUGGGCAACGGCGCGCUGCUGGUCGUGGUGCUGCGCACGCCGGGACUGCGCGACGCGCUCUACCUGGUGCACCUGUGCGUCGUGGACCUGCUGGCGGCCGCCUCCAUCAUGCCGCUGGGCCUGCUGGCCGCGCCGCCGCCGGGCCUGGGCCGCGUGCGCCUGGGCCCCGCACCGUGCCGCGCGGCGCGCUUCCUCUCGGCGGCGCUGCUGCCCGCCUGCACGCUCGGGGUGGCCGCGCUCGGCCUGGCGCGCUACCGCCUCAUAGUGCACCCGCUGCGGCCCGGCGCGCGGCCUCCGCCCGGACUGGUGCUCACGGCCGUGUGGGCCGCCGCGGGGCUGCUGGGCGCGCUCUCCCUGCUCGGGCCGCCGCCCGCGCCGCCCCCUGCCCCGGCGCGCUGCUCCGUCCUGGCCGGCGGCCUCGGGCCCUUCCGGCCGCUCUGGGCGCUGCUGGCCUUCGCGCUGCCCGCCCUCCUGCUGCUCGGCGCCUACAGCGGCAUCUUCCUCGUGGCGCGCCGCGCGGCCCUGCGGCCCCCGCGGCCCGCGCGCGGCUCCCGGCCGCGCUCCGACUCUCUGGACAGCCGCCUCUCCAUCUUGCCGCCCCUCCGGCCUCGCCUGCCUGGGGGCAAAGCAGCCCUGGCCCCAGCGCUGGCCGUGGGCCAGUUUGCCGCCUGCUGGCUGCCUUACGGUUGUGCGUGCCUGGCGCCCGCCGCGCAGGCUGCCCUGGCCGAGGCGCCGGUCACCUGGGUGGCCUACUCGGCCUUCGCGGCUCACCCCUUCCUGUAUGGCCUGCUGCAGCGCCCCGUGCGCCGGGCACUGGGUCGCCUCGCCCGCCAGGCGCUGCCCCGGCCCCCGAGGGCGUGCACUCCACGGGCCUGGCACCUGCCCGCACUUCUGCAGCACCUCCAGGGACGUUCAGAGAGCCCUGCCCUAGGCCCUUCUGAGGCACCAGAACAAGCCCCAGAUUUGCCAAGAAGGCAGAGCCUGAGUAUGCCAGGGGCCACCUGA